GUAAUGAAUGGGCUACAUGUGGUAGUUUCAACUCACGAAAUGGAUUAGAAUCCAUAACAAGUGAAAUGAAAUCGUGGAAUGCCUUAUCAGCUUUAAAGGAUUGGAUGUUUCAUAUAAAUUUUAUUGGUCUUCAGUAUAAACAAAGAGUUGAAAUUUUCACAUAUCAAGUUAUUUGGAGUGUACCUACUCCUGAAUUUCCCGAACCAAUGGUCACAGUCAGUGUAUAUUUUUAUGUAGCAAUAAGUUACAUUUAUCCACCUCAUUAUCCUGCCGAUAUUACAUAUGUUUUUGAAGGACAUCAAUUUAAGCAUUCAUUAAAUAUGAUUUUUAGACCUAAAUGGCUUUAUGAUAUUUUAGAUAUGAAAACAAUAAUAUUCAAGACUAUUGAUUUUUAAUAGCUUUUAAUUUAACUAUGAGUAAAAUACGUUGUGCAAUUAUAGUUUAAUUAUGUUUAAAGCGUUUAGCAAGAGUAAAUAAUAACGAAUUUAAGAGGCAUAUGCAAAGUGUCGUAAAAGUAAGCGUAUCAUAUUCGUCUAAAAGGAGCACAUGCCUUGUGUAUUCUGGUUGAAUGGCAGACGCAUAUAAGUUUACUCCAAUUGGUUAAGCAGUAAGAGCAGGUGACAACCAACAAAGGAAAAUACAACUAUGGCAACUAUUGUUUUCAGCGUGACUUAAACGCUUACAAUUACCGACCGACAUAAAUUAUAUAAAAUAUAAUAUUUUUAAAAUAUGAA
Apis dorsata (giant honeybee) is the source of this 734-nucleotide messenger RNA. RefSeq names its product A-kinase anchor protein 14-like. Lineage: Eukaryota; Metazoa; Arthropoda; Insecta; Hymenoptera; Apidae. Bases 66 to 395 code for a protein of 109 amino acids. Gene Ontology annotation, molecular function: protein kinase A regulatory subunit binding. The record is from RefSeq and is a predicted model, not a curated record. The transcript is spliced from 4 exons. Gene Ontology annotation, cellular component: cAMP-dependent protein kinase complex.